This is a messenger RNA of Salarias fasciatus (jewelled blenny), 3977 nucleotides long. It is a transcript of the gene gcgra, whose product is annotated as glucagon receptor a. Gene Ontology annotation, cellular component: plasma membrane. Gene Ontology annotation, molecular function: peptide hormone binding; glucagon receptor activity. The coding region runs from base 297 to 1826 and encodes 509 amino acids. Gene Ontology annotation, biological process: cell surface receptor signaling pathway; adenylate cyclase-activating G protein-coupled receptor signaling pathway. NCBI's taxonomy places the organism in Eukaryota, Metazoa, Chordata, Actinopteri, Blenniiformes, Blenniidae. The record is from RefSeq and is a predicted model, not a curated record. The transcript has 14 exons.
CACAGUGAGUUUGAGGCGUGCGGGCAGAGAGACGGUGUCAGAGAGCGCUGGCUGCUCCUGCUGGAGACACUGAGGAGUUUCCUGAGGUGAAUUCUGGGGGAAAGUUGGAUUACAGCGCGAGACUGAGAGGAAUUACGCUGCAGAUGAUGAGCAGCUCACUCCGACACAUCUGUGAAACCUGCGGACUCCCGAGCUGUCAGCGGCUGCGUGGCGAGUGUAGAUAAGCCCCCUUAUGAGGUGAAAACCCUUCCCCGUCCUGCAGUACCCCCUCCCAGCACCAACAGCAGGAAUAAGGGAUGUCACAGCUCUUCCUCUUUUUGGCCAUUCUCAUUGUCUCCUGCAGCAUCCAGGUGUCUCCCGCUGUCCCCCUGGACAAGGUGAAGGAGAGUUGGAAGCUGUACAUGGACGAGUGCGUGCGCAACAACAGCCUAGACCCGCCCAGCACCGGACUCGUCUGCAACCGGACUUUUGACAGAUAUGCGUGCUGGCCCGACGGAGUCCCGAACACCACGGUCAGCGUGGCGUGUCCCUGGUACUUACCCUGGUACCAUAAAGUUCAGCAUGGCAUGCUGUACCAGGAAUGCGAUGCAAACGGCCAGUGGGUCACACCCAAGAACACCAGCGAGUGCGACUUGAACGACCCCGGUCUGCAGUACUACGGUCACAUUCAGAUCAUGUACACCGUGGGCUACUCUUUAUCCCUGGUGGCUCUGGUCUUGGCUCUCGGCAUCCUGAUAUUCUUCAGGAAGCUGCACUGCAUGAGGAACAACAUCCACAUGAAUCUGUUCGCCUCCUUCAUCCUGCGGGCGCUGUCCAUCCUCAUCAAAGACGCCCUGCUGGAGGCCAACCACACGUCGCAGGACCUCAGCAGGGACCAGGAGCAGGGAUUCCCCCGCGCGUCAAUGCCUCCGGUGGAGAUGCUGGUCAACAACGAGACAACAGUCAGCUGUCGGGUCGCCGUGGUGAUGAUGCAGUACAGCAUCAUGGCCAACAGCUACUGGCUGCUGGUGGAGGGCAUCUACCUGCACAACCUCCUGGUGAUCACCGUGUUCACAGAGAGGAACUACUUCAAGAUCUACCUGUGCAUUGGCUGGGGUACGCCACUGAUUUUCCUCGUGCCGUGGGUGGCCGCAAAGUAUUUAUAUGAAAAUGAAGAGUGCUGGGGACAAAAUAUAAACAUGAAUUACUGGUGGAUAAUCCGCUCUCCGAUACUGCUAGCUGUCGUGAUCAACUUUCUCAUCUUCAUCCACAUCAUCAAAAUCCUGGUGUCCAAACUUCGAGCGCAUCAGAUGAGAUACUCCGACUAUAAGUUCAGACUGGCGAAGUCCACCCUGACCUUGAUCCCCCUGCUGGGCAUCCAUCAGGUGGUCUUCAUCUUCGUGACCGACGAGUCCACGAAGGCCACCAUUGGUCUGCGUCUCACCAAACUCUUCAUCGACCUCUUCUUUUCUUCCUUUCAGGGUCUCCUGGUCGCCAUCUUGUACUGCUUCGUCAAUAAAGAGGUGCAGUCGGAGGUUUUGAAGAAGUGGAAACGCUGGAAGCUCGGGAGGAACAUCGAGGAGGAGUAUCGGCACACCUACAGCAACACGCCCAACACCAAGACGGCCAGCCUGCUGAACCACGUCUCCCGACUGCCCCACCUCCCGGACAUCGCCAAGACGGCCGCCCCGGCCUGCAGCCCCGAGGAGAGGCACAUGCUGGUGGCCGGCUGCCACAACGGCGUGACGGACUGCCGGGGCGACGGCGCCGUCAGCAGCUGCACCCUGGUGGAGGACAUCGGCGGCUCGGACAAGGCGCAGAGAGACAGCAUGGAGAGCCACCUGUGACCGGGAAGGAGGAAGAGGAAGAACAUUUGACGGCUCCGAGCUCUGAUCUGGCUCCGACAGACGCCGAGCGGCCGAUAGGGUGGCUGGGCAGAGAUCCGAGAGCGGCUCUCAGCUUCUCCCCGCAGCACGAGGAAGGAGGGUGGCGAGUCCGACGCCCAGUGUGCUGUGGAUCCGGUGAACGGACCUCUAGAUGUUUGCGGGACGGCGGAAGAGGCUACAGCGUGUGGAACAGUUCCGCUUUUUUAAAAAGACGUGUAAAUGAAUAAUGAAAAUACCUAAAACCUCAGAACAGAAGCAAACAACAAAAAGACACAGGGUCCCCCCCCCCCCCCCCCCCCCCCCCCCUCCCCCGCCCGCCCGCCUGAGCCUCUGAUUUACUCUGUGCUGUCUAUCAAAUGUGUCUUUUGUGGUACUGGAGGUAAAAAAAAAAAACAAACAAACUGGACAUUGAACUGCGUCAACAGAAAACACCAAACAGAGGCGGAGGGAAUCGCUUUUUAUAAGACAAAAAAAAUGUCUUUUUCUGAAAAUGUCUUGCUCUGAUGUCUUCAAAUGAAUUUGAGUGUACAGAAGAAGGAGAAACGCCUUCAGACAGGAAGGUGACCGCAGAGCUGUUGAAGCUCCCUCAUCCAGGGACCGUGGGAAACUGGCAGCUGCUCUCCCCUGGCCCUCCCAGGACUGAAUGGACAUCGGAGGAAGCCAAGAAAUGUUGUGAAUUAUAAAUAAGCUAACACGAUCAUCACCAAAACCUUUUCAUAUCGGUCAUUCCCCGAAUGCUCCCACUGUAAGGUGUGUUAGGUGUGUUUACAGAGGGAGCAAUUGAAUUUUCUUCAGCACAAAUCGUGUUUCUCUUUUCCCUUCAGCGCCAAGAUGUUAUCAGACACACAAGAGAAGGCGCACGACCUUUACUCUACACACCCAGGCCCCCCGUGUGUAAAUCCAUCCAAAGAUCAAGGAUAACGCCACACUCAAUGCAGACAUACUUGAAGUUUGAUUCUCGCCUCGUCGGUUGAAAAACAAGUCGCCUCUGACACAUCGGUGUUGUUUGUGACGUUACACACAGGCCGUCACGUGAGCUUCAGCUUUGAUGUGGGUGACUCAGUCGAGUGUCGCACGUUGCCAUCCGUCGCGGCGUUGUCCAGAAGAUGACGGAUCGCGCUGAUGACCGCUGGCGUCCGGCUCCUCUGUAGACCGUGUUUAAUAUGCAGCCUUAACCUGUACCGCCGACACGCCGAACAAACCUCCCCGGAAGAACAAAAACGGAAAACGGGAAGCUGAGGAGGCAGCGGUGCGAAUCCCUCUGGAGAGCAGCGAAGCCUCCUGCAGAGCGUUAAUUCGUCCUUGAAUUGUGAACCGAACUUGACUUUGUAUGUAUGAUGAUUUGCACAAUGUUAAUUUAUAAUUGGUAAAUACUGUGUGUACAUAUAUGUGUGUUUAUACCGGUGAUUUGAUUUGAUUGGAGUCGAUGUAUUCCACGCACGUCUCUGAGCGAGUGUGUGUUUGUGUGUGCAUGCACAUGCGUGUGUGUGUUUGUCUUCUGGGUGUGAAUGUGUUUAGUUUCAGUAUUGCAGAUUAGUGGAACAUGUGGAGGGUGAAUUUCUGUCGCCAGACCAGUGACUUGAUGUGAAGCAGUGAAUCUGGCUUUCCAGAGGUCAAGCCAUUGUUACUGUUGAGUCGGACAAAAAAAAAAAAAAAAAAAAAAAAAGGUGCACACCGAGGUCGUUUUACUAGGAUUUUUUUACAGCUACAGCCGUUAAUUCAGCAGCUUUUUCUGUUUUUGGAAAGAAGGGGAAAAAAAUAGCUCGAUACUCACGCAGUAUUAAAGGAAUGUCAAGCACGUCGAGUGAAGUAGUGUAGAAGUGUAAUCGGCAAAUUUUCAUUUCAACCUUCAUACCUGUCUUCUGAAGCUGUGACCAUAACCGUGUUUGUAUUUGAAGCCAGCAGCUCGGGUCACUCCUGCUCACGGACCAAAGCGGUUCUGUCUGAAUGUAUCUUUCAAAGGCCCAAAACCAAUCCUCAUUCCUUUUUUUCUCUCAGAGGUUGUGUAUAAGUAUAUAUAUAUGACCGUGUUCGGGUGUAAACAGAGGAUCCUAUAUUGUGUCCACGUUGUGCAAACGGUGAAAGAAUAAAUUACAGUGUAUGUGAACGACA